ACAAGAUGAACAUCAAACCAGAACAGCCCAGAGGAGGGAGCUAAGCCAACUGGAUCUCAUGAGAAUCAUUUUGUAGGAAUGCUCAAACAAAAUAAUUCAAGCAAUCCAAGCAAUCAGAAUAAAGAGUGUUAUGCUAGAGAUACAACCAAGUGCAGAAACUUAUCAAACCACUGGAAAUGUUCCACAAUGACAGAAAUCAGUGACAAAGUUAAAUUUUUUUGAAAUAUUGAAUGGAUAGUAACAGUGUUCAUUAUGAGGGUGAUAUAAACAAAAUUGUUCUAAUGAAAUUAAAAAAAGAAGAACUGCUGAUAAAACCUCAAGCCAUAGAAGAAAAAUUUCUGGAUCUUCAUUUCAAAAUUGCAUUAAAGAUUGACCACAUGGAUCCAACUGUCCUGAAAGAAAUAUCUGAAGAUUUUGAGAAAAAGAAAUGUUUCUGCUGUUCAACAGAUAUUCUGAAGAAGAGAAAGAUUUUAUUUUGCUGUGACAAGUUGGAGGGGCUCAGAUUGGGUGGAAAUUAUUGAACCCCGUUCUAGAGAACGAAUGUAUGUUAAUUUGACAACUGGAGAAUGUGGUUGGGAUCCACCACCCAAUCUCAGAGUUCGGCAAUCUGAUGAAAACCAGUGGUGGGAACUCUUUGAUCAAAACAACAAUCGCUUCUAUUAUUACAAUGCCAUCACUCAGCAGACUGUGUGGCACAGGCCCCAGGGCUGUGACAUUGUGCCACUAGCUCGGCUCCAAGCCAUGAAACGUAAUUCCCAGUCUGAGUUCGGGACAUCACAGCACAGGAACAGUACAAGUAGUGAGGGACAAAAUACUCCUAUCCAGAUAACUCUUCUACAGGAUAUGGAGAAGAGUAAAGACAACAUCGGUCUCGAGAAGAGGCCAGAAACUGAAAGAGAUACCCUUACAGGUUGGCAGCCUUUGCCAGGGACUAAAGCAGCCAUGCUGGUCAAAGUUAAUAGCCUAAGACAAGUAAAUUCUUCCUCAAGCAAUUCUUUUCAGAUGCAAAACAAUUCAGAAAUCAACAGCCAGGAAUCAAUGAAUCCCAAAACAGUUGUAUAUGCUCAGUCUCAGUCUAUGGUCCCAAACUCAUUAACUCCGAAAUCUACAGCUCCAGUAGAGAUGAAGCGUUCCAUGAAAAUUAAAAAGACAGAGAACGGAGGAUUUUGUCUGGUAUUAACUAAUGGGCAUACUCCUCAGCCUCCCUCAGGAAAUCAGUUACAAAAAUUGCCUGCAUGUCCCAAAUAUGCUUCUCCGCCUCCAGUAUAUGAUGAACCAUCAAUUGACUCCCCAAUUUAUGAUGAACCUCCUAUAGAUAUGGACAUUAGAGUCACAAAUAUGAAUGGGACAACUCCACAAUUGUCUCCAAGCAAUAGCUUGAAUAAGAAGAUGCAGCCAAUUAAAUUAUUACAGCCUCCAAGUAUACAGCAACACCAGGGUGGAAAAAAGCAUUUGAGAAACCCUUCUGCAACAGAAUAUAGCCCUGUGGGAAAAGAAUACAUUAAACACAUGGUCAACAUUGACCAGUCAUCCAAAAAAACUCAUUCUACCACCAUGAUAAUUGAUGGCAUCGAUAAAUCCCAAUUGGGUCAGCUUAGCUCUAGGGAGAGCUUCAAGCAGUCUUGGAAAGUCGUAGAAGCUAAUGUUCUUAAAAAUAUGGAAGUCCAUAAUAGCCGGCAGAGCAGUCUUCAGGCUCAAGAAUAUCCCACAGUGAUAAGUCAGCAAGACUCUGGCUAUUCAACAGGUCCUUCUCCAAGUUUAAGAAAGAGAAAAGGAAGACGACAUGCUCCAGGCCUGGGAAGACCUGGUUCUGUAGGCAGCAAUAGCGAACUUACUGUGCUGAAUGACAAGCUUAUUGCAGAAAUGCGUGAAGUGGUGAAUAGAUCUGCUGCCUACAGGGGGAGCAAAGGUAGUUUAGAUGCAGAAAUGCUAGACAACACAAGUAUGCCAGAGGGUAAUAAAAUUAAGUUUCAAUCAGACUAUUUUAAAAAGUGUAACAGCAGGAACUCAAGAGAUGAUCUUACAUCUAGUAACAGGUCAUUAUAUAGGCCUACAAUGGAGGGUAAAGGCAGCCUCUCAAAUGAUCCAGCAAUACAGCAAGAUGUGGUGAGACAGAAGAGAACUUAUGAAAAAAUAGAUUCUUUAGAAAAGAAUGUGUCCAGCCUGAUAAACCCAUCAUCAUCAGACACAGCACAAUUAUCAACACAGUGCGGAACAAUAGGGUCUCAUUCUCAUGAAGAGAACAACGUUCAAUCUGGAACCAACGUUGGAUAUCAGUUUCCCUUCCACACCAUACGAAAGCCCAUCUCCCAAAGCAGCAUGACUGACUGGGCUUCCAAAAAUCUUAAUAUGCAUACUCAGGGUAUCUUUCGGCGGAGGCUCUCCAUUGCCAACAUGUUGUCUUGGAAUGGUGGCUCCAUCAAAAAGCCAAUGCUUAUCACCAGUAAUGACACCAUCAAAAAGGAAGCUUGUGAAAUAUUUAAACUGAUACAAAUCUAUAUGGGUGACCGGCAAGCCAGAAUGGACCGCAAUAAUGUGGCUUUGAUAACCAUCACCAAAUGCUGGAGUAUUCAAGGUUUACGGGAUGAACUAUACAUUCAGCUAAUCAGACAAACAACAGACAAUAUGUGCUACCAAAGUCUGGCACGGGGCUGGGAACUUAUGGCAAUUAGUCUCGCCUUUUUCUCCCCAUCACCCAAAUUUCAAUCUUACUUGGAAGGUUACAUCUAUCGUCACCUCAGCCAAAUUGCAGAUGAAAAUAUCACUCAACGCAUUAAGGAACUUCUGGAUCUGAAAAACAAAAAGAGCUCAAAAUCCAGGAAAAAGAGAAAACAAAGCACAGAGGAUGAAGGUCUACCAAUCAGUACUUAUGCCAGGUAUUGUUACCGAAAGCUGCAAAAAGUAGCAAUCACUGGAGGCAAAAAAGGUCUUCGGAAGCCUACAGUUGAGGAGAUAAUUCAUGCCAAGAAUGCUAUUGUGACACCUUCAUUGUUUGGCAGCUCACUUGAAGAAAUCAUGUCAAGGCAGCAGGACAUGUAUCCAGAUAACAAGCUGCCCUGGGUACAAACACAGCUGUCUCAGCAAGUACUGCGACUCGGGGGAGAACAGACUGAGGGAAUAUUUAGAAUUCCUGGUGAUAUUGAUGAAGUCAAUGCUCUAAAGUUACAGGUGGAUCAGUGGAAGAUUCCUAACAACCUUAGUGACCCCAAUAUACCAGCUUCUUUGCUAAAGCUGUGGUACCGGGAACUGGAAGAGCCUGUCAUCCCACAACAAUUCUACAAGGAAUGUGUCAGCAACUAUGAGAAUCCUGAUGCUGCAGUGGCUGUAGUUGAACUUCUGCCAGAGCUCAAUAAAUUGGUCUUAUGUUACCUCAUCCACUUUUUACAGAUUUUUGCCCAGCCAAUCAAUGUAGGGAAAACCAAGAUGGAUGUAAACAACUUGGCUAUGGUGAUGGCUCCAAAUUGUCUACGAUGCCAGUCUGAUGACCCCAGAAUCAUCUUUGAAAAUACCCGCAAAGAGAUGUCUUUCCUGCGCAUGCUGAUUGUGCACUUGGACACCAGUUUUAUCAAAGGAGUUAUGUGAAGGAUUAGUUUCUGGCAAGACAGUGCAAAAAGAGCAAUUAGUUGGCUCCAGCAUUUCUUUUUUGGAGCCUCACAUUGUUUCCUCUAGAGUUUCCAUGAUUCUACAGUGCUUUGUGAUGCUUUUAUUUACUUAUGCUGAUAGUAAGUUUGAUGAAUCUUCAACAAUCCCCAAAUGAUUCAAAUCAGAGACCAUACUAGAAAGAGUUUUGAGAAACCAGAGAGCAAUAAUGUUAGAUCAUGCUCUGGGCCAAUCCUAAGACCUGCAUUAGUUGUUUCCAGCAGCUCUGUCUGUGUAUGCAAAGCCCAAAUGUUAUAUUGCUUGCACUUCACUGAGGAAUCUUAAUGAAAUUAAAAGUGGAAUUGUCUGUUGGAAGCAAAUUGUUUGCAGAUACUGGGUUUACUUCUGUCACCUGAAGAUUCAAUACUUCACUAGACAUGUCUCAUGUCUCAGGUAAGAUUGUUACUUCAGGCUGCUAAAGUACAUAUUCUGCUUGGUUCUGCCAUUCAGAUCGCUGACUGCUUUCUUCUCAACAGCUUCUCUAGUAUGUUUUCUGCUUUUCAAGGACAAUUCUCUUGCAAAAAAGAAGUUUUGAAGCAGUACAUAAGUUGUAGCUUGUGAAAAAGGAUGACUCUUGCUAUGCCUGAGGAUAUCUACUACUAAAAUUCCAAGCAUCAAUACUGUGCAGAAAUGAAAUCUUGAAUUGAAUUUUGGUACAUAACAAAACAGCAAGAAAGUGAAACUGUAUAUUUCCCUUGUUUUGCCUAUAGUGAUUUGGGAAGAGACUGUUUAAAUCGUUAAGUCACUUUUAGCUUAAGUUUACUCCUAUAUUGUUUGGAUUAGAUGAUUCAAACUCAAGAAAUCCUUGAAUUUCUUUAAUUCAGAAUCACCGCAAUCAAAGUAACUUGUGGUUGGGAUUUCUCCAGAAUAGAGAUUUAUCCAGUAGGAUAAGGUGCAGUGAUUAUGGCCUCUUCAGCAUAAACUAAAAUCAGGUACUGAGAUGCUAUAAAGCCUUUUAGAGGAAACAUGAAUAACUACUUAAAGGUUCCUGUCAAUGUCAAGAUUUUGUGUUCUAUUUCCCAUUCAGCCUAAUCUAAACAGACAACUAGAAGCAUCAAUUAUCUUUUAAAACAUUGGAUUAAAGGAAGCUGUAAGGUGGAGAGAUUUAAGUGAAUAAAAAGUGCAGGAUUGGAGAAAAUUAGCUGUUCUUCCCUUUAUCACUUUCUAAAUAUCCCCAGUGUGCUGUUAGAUGCAGAAUGAAAAAGGGAAAGCCAAAUUAUAUCUGUUUUGUUUUCUCUCUGACCAGUAGCAAUUUCAAAAAUAUAAUUUGAGUUGAGACUACAGUACAUAAGAGGAAAAUAUAUGUUACCCAGUUCUCCAGUCAAAAUCUAAUCCCUACUACCUCCCACAACUGCAUAUUAAAUAAAAAAAAUUGAGAGCUCCAAAUACAAAUUUCUCACAUCAUGCAUUAUAACAAUUAAAUGGUAUAACGCUGUCUUACUCUGGAUUUCAUUCUAUUCUUGCCUAAACAUCUCAGAAAGACUGCUGUUCUCUUUGUUCUUUCAGUCCCUGGAACACAUGAUGAAUAGGAGGAGGACUGGUGCUUCAGUUCUGCUUCUUUGUUUUGUUCUUAUACUGCAAACACAUCCCAGAAUCCAAAGCCUUCAGUGUUCCUUUAUGUCAUUUUGGAAGUGAGCGUAAUUCUUUCAUCAAUCUUCUGGACAGAAUAACAGACUUGAAUUUUUUGGAAAGAAAGUGGGAAUGGUCAAGGAAAUAAUGUUAUGGAAAAACAAAAAUCAACUUUGUUAAUUUUUACAAGUUGGUGCUAAGAGCAAUUCCUGUGCCAGUAAGAAUGGGAUUUGUCCUAGACGUAUUAGUAUUUCCAAGUCACUGUUAGUAUGAUCUAACUGGGUAAAGAAAUAUAUAUUUUCCUUCUAUUGCCAUAAAUUAUGAUACUUGUUACAAGGUUCUCACAUGUUAUUAAUGGAAUUAACAUUUACUACUAUUUCCUGUUUGAGUAAGUUCUGCUGUAAAAUUAGUUCCUUUAAGAUGAUCUAUGUUGUAAUGCCUAAGUAUUUGUUCACUCUUCAUCUCAUAGUGUUUUUUGAAAUUUGGCUUCUUUUCAGGGGACAAUUCAAAGUAUCUGGAAAUAUUAAUUUUUAUAUUCCAAAUAAAGCCAUCUUCUGAGAGUCUGUUAUGAGUAUAUAUACAUCUAUGCAGCAGUGUGUGGAUUAUCCUAGGGUAAAGGGUAUACUAUUUGCGGACUCUUACAGAAAAAGUAAUGCAGCAUUUCUCACUCCAGUUUCCUCCAAAUAGGUAGAUUUUAUUUCGCAGAAUUAUCUAAAUAGUACAACUGUGACUGAAACUUCUGAGAGUUGAAUUGUCACAUUUCUGUUUGGGAGGGGAGAAACUGGAGUAUGGCAAAAUGUCACAUAUCUAUUUCAACUAUAUUAUCAGGCAGACAUAAGUGAUGCCCAUGUAUCUGUACAUAAUUGAUACUUUGAACCUAAACCCAAAAUCCAGGCAUUGAUUAUGAUACAUCUUCUUAUCUCACUGAAAGUUUCAUUUGAUGUAGUCGAUUAGCCUGAGAUUUCUGAGGAGUUAAGUGCUAUUCAAAUAGGCUUCUCUACCAAAAUUUGGCCAGUACUCUUGAUAAAAUCUGAAAUGGGGUCUUAAUUCUAAGUAAUAAGGAUUAGACUCCUAUUCAUUUGUAUUUGGAGAAAGCCCCAUUAAACUCAGUGGAAUUGAUUUCUGAGUAAACAUGCAUGUGACUGUUAAAUAUUGGGUUGUAUCUAAUAAUCCUUUCACUACUGUACACUACUGACAGAUCAAAUUCAGAAUUAUUUUUGCAUCUUCUGGGUGUCCUCCAGAUCUGUUCCAUAGGACAAGGAGAAGAAUAGAAGUGAUUGCUGUUUGAGGAGAAAUACAUUCACACAUAACAGAUGUAAUCCAUCAUAAUUUUCAUAUUUCUCAGACUUGCCAAAACAAGAAUUUCUUGAAUCUAUUUCUAUGACUAUGUAGGAGACUCUGAAUUUCCUUAGACUGGUUCUGUUUGUGCUGUACGUUUUCUAUAAUGCAUCUUUGUACAUUGGGAAAUAUUAACCAAUAUGCAAGGUAUCGUAUACCUACCUUACUUUUUUAAAUUUUGUAUUUAUUGUGUUAAGAUGUUCUGUGAUGCACGUGAUUCCAGGUUUAAACACUGUUGACAACUAAAAUAUUAUGAGUAAUUGUUACAAUCCUUUCUCCUCAGCACUACACUAUAAUCCAAACAUAAACUGACUAUUCUAUAAUAAUGUUUUGCUCCACCCCUUCUGGGCAGCAAAAUAGGUUAAAAAUUACACUGGAUUUUCCCAACAUACUUAUAAAUGUGAAUCUGCAAAAUGUAUGUCUGUUGUUGUUAAAGAAUAAACAUUUGAGUCAUUACACCUGG
Crotalus tigris (Tiger rattlesnake) is the source of this 7009-nucleotide messenger RNA. RefSeq names its product rho GTPase-activating protein 39-like. Gene Ontology annotation, biological process: signal transduction. Bases 541 to 3582 code for a protein of 1013 amino acids. Gene Ontology annotation, cellular component: cytoplasm; cytoskeleton. Gene Ontology annotation, molecular function: GTPase activator activity; protein binding. The record is from RefSeq and is a predicted model, not a curated record. The transcript is spliced from 10 exons. NCBI's taxonomy places the organism in Eukaryota, Metazoa, Chordata, Lepidosauria, Squamata, Viperidae.